This is a messenger RNA of Penaeus vannamei (Pacific white shrimp), 3917 nucleotides long. NCBI's taxonomy places the organism in Eukaryota, Metazoa, Arthropoda, Malacostraca, Decapoda, Penaeidae. The record is from RefSeq and is a predicted model, not a curated record.
GUCAAUAACAACCUCUUUUCCUUCUUGAUUUCAUGACCGAUGGCAAUUGUCCGGUUCUCUCGGACAUCGGCCAUUACCGGGAAAUGCAGAGGAAGGAGAAAUCACGCGAGUGAAAGAGUGAGACCUCUGCGGCCAGCUGGAUAUCGGCACACCACUUACUCAAGAAGGUGCUACAAAAGGAUAAGUGCCUCAGGUGUCUGGGUCUGUGAGCCGGGGGUAUCCGGGCUCCUCUUCGGCAGCACACCAUCCAGCCCAGCCUGACCCCCUGAGGCAGUGUUGCAUUGAGAGAGAUCCCAGAUUUCUGAAGCUUGAAUCCAAGACAGACCGUCACCCUCCAACCAGACUGCAUUCCCAACUGGCCCAGUUCUGAUGCAACACCUGUUCCUUUCAGAGUGGCAUGAGCUCUGCUCCCUCACUAAUGUGUGUCAAGACCUGAGCUCUGCCACACACUUUCAGGAUGUAAAGGAAUCAGUCUCCAACUUGGGCAGGAGAUUGCUUCUUCGUGGUCAGCAUUAAUAUUCUAAAGAUUCUGCCAAACUGAGCCACUUAGGUAAGCCUCCACUCCAGGAUGUCUGAAAGAUACAGCCGGCCCUGUACGCCUCCUGGUGCUCCCCCAGGACCCCGUAAGGCCUCUGUCCGUGGCCCCUCAGCCUCAGCCUCCACGUCCUCCUCCUCCUCCAAGCCCAAGAGUUACGAUGAUACUUACGAUAAAUACGAUAAAGAGUAUAAGACAUCUUACCAGCCCAAGCCUUACUCGGAUGACAAAUAUAAAGGAAAUGACGUGAGAAAGAUUAAUGAUAAGGUGCCAAAUAAGCUAAUUAGCAAAAAUGACAUAUAUGGUGAUAUUUACAAAUCUAGAGAUGUAAGUUACUCUAGUGAAAGAUAUGGAGAGAAAUCUCUAUACACCCAGAGAUAUUCAGAAAAAGGACGUUACCCAGAAAAGUGUCGAAUAGAAACCAGUAGUCAGCAGUAUAGUAGCAAAUGUAGAAGUAGCAAAUUCACAAAUGAUUAUGAUAGCUAUCCGGAGAAAACAAGUAGAUAUCCCAAGCAUGAGAGUGAUGCGUACUAUGGUGGGUCGGGGAGUUCAUAUGACAAUUAUAACUCAUAUGACAGCUAUGGGGGUGAUAGGCACAGAGCUGGUGAUUAUGGUGCAGAGAAGUCUUUGGGUGCUGGAAGUUACAGUGGGGAUAAGUAUGGAGGAAGAGGAAGCCUAACAAGCUACGGGACGGACAAACUGGGCAUCGGAUACGGAGGGGACAAGCACAGCAGAGGUGACAGUAGUUAUGGUGGGGACAAGCACAGAGGUGGUGGGAGUUACGCAAGUGACAAGGCUGCUGGCGGGAGCAGCCUGUCCUAUGACCAUAAAAUAGGUGGAGGAACAAGAAGCAGACUCUAUCCAGAAGAGGAUCGGCAGCUGUAUCGAGACUACAGCCCCAUUAGGACCUUAAGGUCACCUCUCAGUGGUGGUGUCGGAGGAAGCUAUGAUGGUUACGACAGGUACUCUCCACCACCAAGGUCUCCAGAUAGACAGUAUCUCGAUAGGUAUGUUAUUGGGGAUAGUGUGGUGUAUGGUCCCCCAGGUCAGUACCCUCGAAACCUAGGUCAAGUGUCUCCUCACGGUCGACCACCCACACCCCCAUCCCCGCAGCCCGUUUCAUCAAGAGAGUACUCAAGAUACUCAACAACUAGCCCUCGAAGGUAUUGGUCAGGUGGAAGACGGAGCCCUCCAUUGCCGUCAACAGGCCAGAGCCGCUACCGAUCCCUGUCGCCACUUCCCAGCACAACCCCUCCGCGACGGCCGCCAUCACCGCCUGCAAGGAGACCACCCUCACCCCAUAGUCCUUAUCUUUCCACACAUUGUAGGAGCAGAGAAAGAAGCUAUGACCGCUCAAAAGACAGAUAUGAGAGUAAAGGAAGAAUUUCAAGUACAGCGAGAAGUCCUGUUAGAGAGAGCAGACCAUUGUCUGAUAGAAGAGGAAGUGAAAGAAGCAGAGCAGGCGAAAGAGAGAGGAGAAAAGAACCAGAAAGAAGGGUUAGCUCAAGAGAGAGAACCCAUGACUCGGAUUCUGUGAAGCGAGGGAGAGCUGUGGAAAGGAACUCCGACUGUAGAAGCAGCAGCGAUGUUAGGAGUUGGACAAAGGAUAACAAUCACUCAGGAAGUAGUCAAAAUCAAGAGAAAGACAGAGGUCGCAGUGAUAGACGGUCACGCACUCCUCCAAGUCGCAGUGCUCGCCAGGAACUGUCAAAGGACAGAAGACGAGAAAGCAGCAGAGAACGUGACCGAAGUAGACGAAUAGAAGAUAGGCUUGGGCCAUCCCCUGCUAGCACAAGGAGGAGCCCAGUUUUGAGGGCUAGAGUUUCACGAAGAGCAACUUCCCCAAGAGAUAAAAAGAGAAGCAGACGACCUGAUGAUCUCAGGCUCUGGAUUGAAUCUCGGAAGUCAGAGGGAAGUAAACGGCCACUGUCCCCAAGUAGGUCACGCCUCCUGGCCAAGCGACCUGCAAGAUCAAGUGAAAGGUCAUCAGUGGUGAAGAGGUCAAGGCUAGGUGAUCCUAAGAAACGACUGGGGGGAGGAAAGGCCAGAAGGCGACCCUUGCCCAUAAAGAAAAAUAGGAUUCUAAAGAAAUAUAGAAGAUUGACGGCAAAAAGAGGCCCACGCAGUGCACCUGGAGGGAGCAAAACAACCAAUAGAUCUAACAAGGACAGUAGUAGUAAUCGGGCAGAUGGUGAGAACAAUGAUGAAGGUGAUGAGGGAGAAACCGGCAAUAGCAAGCCUGGAAGCACAGCCACAAUUCGCAGGGUCAUCAAGAAACCCAAGAAUGUAAGCCAUGUUAAUCGCCUAGCACUGAAGCCACGUGUUAUUAGAAAGCCAGCUCAGAAACUGCUCAGAGACCCAAAAGAAGCUGAUAAGGAAAAGGAUCCUCCAGCCUCGCAGUCAAACAAAGAUGGGGGUUCACCACCUAAAGAAGAGAAGCCUACGAGCUCUGCCUCAGAAUCUAACCGGAGACCUUCAAGAACAUUUUGAGAUACUUGAAGAGAAUUUACUGGAGAAUAUUAGUGCAAAAAUACUGUAAUGUACUUCGGGAACUCCAGAACAAUAUGGAUUGUUUCAUGUGUUUGAAAAAUUUGUGGCAAUGCAAGUAAUAGCUUGUAGUUAGAAAAGUGUUUCAUAGAUGAAAAUAUCUAAAGGAGUCAAUUAUAUAUAUUUUUUUCAUUCUUCAUGUUGUUUUAUAACAGGCAUUUAGAGUAAUCUUAUUUUCUGUGGAUUGAAUUAUUGAGAGGAAUCGUUGUUGUUUCAUUAUAGCUGAUUUGAAGUAUUUUUUAUGGAUAAAUUCUAUUUGACAAUAUUUUCUUUUGAUAGGCCAUUAUAUGAUGUGUUAUAUGCAGUUUCUUGCAACUGAUAGAAUUGGAAUAUGUCAAAACUGUAAAGAAAACUACAAGCUCUGCUAAUGUUUUCUCAAUGUGACAGUUCAGUGCUGUGAACUGGUUUAAAGAUUGCUCAUUGUUAAGAGCAGUCACUCUGUUGAUGUAGAUAGUAGCAAGUAAGUCUGGAGAUGUUUAUAUUCUCAGAGUUAUUAGAGUGUGCCUUUUGUCACUUUCUGACAAAACAUGUUACUAGAUUUUAAAAUUUAUUUUGCAAUAAUUUCUUUUGACAUUGUCUUCAGUUGAUGUGCGUAAUUGCUAUGCAUAGUGAUUUUUUGUACAUGCCUGCCUUCUUGGACAUGUAACCUUCUGUUCUGUUUUCCUUUUAUUUCUUUUUUGCAACAUGAAAAAAAUGUGAGCGUAGGUAUUUAUUUGAUGAUUUCAGAGUGCAGUUAUCUAAUUUCACCCUCUCUCUCUUCAGAGGUUAUGUUUACUGAUUUUACUCAGACUAAGGAUGUGCUUCUGUAACAAUAAACAGUGAUAAACCAAUCUAA